This is a messenger RNA of Daphnia pulicaria, 1735 nucleotides long. RefSeq names its product beta-galactoside alpha-2,6-sialyltransferase 2-like (gene SiaT). Lineage: Eukaryota; Metazoa; Arthropoda; Branchiopoda; Diplostraca; Daphniidae. The record is from RefSeq and is a predicted model, not a curated record. The transcript has 4 exons. Gene Ontology annotation, molecular function: sialyltransferase activity. The coding region runs from base 200 to 1333 and encodes 377 amino acids.
UCAAGAAUCGAAUAACAUAAAGAUCAGUUAAAUUUCUUUCGACAUGUAGACGUGACAAAAUAGAGAAGAAACCGCAUAAAAGAUCUAGUCACUGCCGACCGAGUGUUAUCAAUGAAUAAUUCAAGAACUGUAUCCAUUUCAACUAAUUUGACGUUAUGGCAAUCUUACUUCUCUAGACGUUCUUUUUAGGGUGUACAAAAUGAAACGGAGCUCAGUUCUCCUGUGGCUGGGUAUUAAUCUUGCAGCGGCAGCCACGAUAUGUUACGUAGUAUUAGCUGUACAUUACCAUCCCAAACAAUCUCCUACAAGGAUCCAACCUGCUGCUGAUACAUCUUAUUCUCACAUUCGUGAUGGCAUACACCAGCGUGUCAACCUCAGGGAGAAAUUGACUUCACACAAACACAGAGUAAUUUCUCAACUCAGACAGUCACUACUCCAACAGAAAGUAUCGUCCAAACAUUUUACACUCAACCAAGCCCGGUUCUUUGGGACUAAAAAACUCAAAGACUUGACACCUUCAAUGUUACUCGAAAAUCUCCAGAACAGCUUGGAGAAAUCACAUUUCCAUACCAUAACUUCCCUAACUAAUGUGUUUCCAAAAGAAAAACAACUACUUAAAAACAGUCAAGCAUUCCAAAAGCGUUAUAAAAGUUGUGCAAUCGUUUCCAGUGCAGGUGCGCUACUGAAUUCCGAUUUGGGAACCUUUAUAGAUGGUCAUGAUUAUGUCGUCCGUUUUAACAAUGCCCCAACAUUGGGAUUUGAAGUCGACGUAGGCAAUAAGACUUCUUUACGGAUUCUUAAUUCGCAAAUCCUGUCCAAAUCACAAUUUAAUUUUGUCAAUUCGUCCCUCUAUAAAAAUGUUUCUCUACUUGUCUGGGACCCUUCAAAAUAUAACGCUACUCUGGAGCAGUGGUCCUGCAAUCCGGAUUUCCCUUUCUUAGACGCCUUUUUUUCACGAAGAAAUCAAAUUCCUGAGGAAGAACUGCAUUUAAUGGACCCACGUGGACUUUGGGACUUGUGGGAUUACCUCAGCUUACACAGUCCAUUGCCCAUUCCCCCUAAUCCACCUUCAUCGGGUUUUAUUGGCCUCGCGCUGACCCUAUCUUUCUGCGAUUAUGUCGACAUGAUUGAGUUUGUUCCUUCGCUGAGGAUGACAAAGCGCUGUCACUAUUACGAUACCAAUGAAGAUGUAGGAUGCACAAUGGGAGACUGGCACCCACUAGCUGCCGAAAAGUUGCUUGUUCUUUCACUCAAUCCUGCAGAUGACCACGUGAUUUUCGUCGAUGGUUACGUCCGCAUCACUGGAUUCUCUAGUCAGCUACAGCAAGAGUAGCGUUGUUGUAACGUGUAUUUUCUUAGUUGAAUGAUGAUGAUUACAUGAUAACUUUUCAAUUUAUAGCGAGAGCUUUCCUACCCAUUUCUAGUGCACCUGCACGUGUUGAGUGGCCUCCAAUGAAUCCGGAAGCGUGAAUAAAAACACAGCCAUCGAUACCAGACAUUUGAUCCAACUCUUUGUCUCGCAGACCUCUCCAUUGGUCAGGUAAAGCUUUUCUCAGUUCGAAAGAAUGAGACGAAACGGGAACGCCUUGGAUCCUCCAACUACCGUUAGAAUCUGGAUAUAUACUGUACAAAAUCUUCUUAUCGCCAACGUCCAACCCCAUUUUCUUCUCUAGCUGAAAGAAAUGCUCUUUCCAUGGGCAUCCUCCAUUGUUGAAUUCGAUUAUUUGGCCACUUU